AUGACGGACAAGCGAAAUGAAGAUUCAGUAGCUGACUGUAGGAGGCAUGCUGAGGGUGCAUUUAGGAAAGCAAGUCAUCCUCAAAUAUUACGGCAUGCCCGUGGAAAUGCCACAAAGGUGAUAUUUCUCAUUACGGAUGGAUAUUCCAAUGGGGGAGACCCAAGACCCAUUGCAGCAUCAUUGCGUGAAUUUGGAGUGGAGAUCUUCACCUUCGGGAUAUGGCAGGGGAACAUCCGAGAACUGAAUGACAUGGCAUCCCAUCCAAAAGAAGAUCACUGUUACCUUCUUCACAGUUUUACUGAGUUUGAAGCUCUGGCACGCAGGGCUCUUCAUGAAGACCUGCCCUCUGGCAGCUAUAUCCAAGAAGAUAUAUCGCAUUGUUCAUAUCUCUGUGAGGCAAAUGAAAACUGCUGCGACAUCAUGGCAAGCUGUAAAUGUGGCACUCACACUGGCCAGUUUGAGUGCAUCUGUGAAAAAGGAUACUAUGGGAAGGGACUACAACAUGAAUGCACAGCUUGUCCGCCAGGAACAUAUAAGCCUGAAGGUUCACCAGGCGGAAUCAGCACUUGCAUCUCAUGUCCCGAUGAGAAUCAUACCUCUCCACCAGGAAGUACCUCCAUUGAGGACUGUACAUGCCGGGAGGGAUAUCAUGCUGUAGGACAAACCUGUGAAGUUGUUCACUGCCCUGAACUGAAGGCCCCUGAAAAUGGUUACUUUGUCCAGAAUGUCUGCAACAAUUACUUUAAUGCUGCCUGCGGGAUCCGAUGCAAAGCAGGAUUUGAUCUUGUGGGAAGCAGCAUCCGGCUUUGUCAGCCAAAUGGCCAAUGGUCUGGAUCAGAGGCUACUUGCAGAGUUCGAACAUGUCCCAAACUUCGGGCUCCUGAAAAUGGACACAUUAAUUGUUCAACAGCUGAUAUCGCCUAUAAGACAGUAUGUUUUGUCACCUGCAAUGAGGGCUAUGAAAUAGAAGGAAACACCAAACUCACCUGCCAGGGAACGUCACAGUGGGAUUCAAAGGAGCCCAAGUGUGUGGAAAUGCGUUGCCCCAUCCUCCAGAUGCCAGCAGGUGUAACAGUUCUCCCUCCCAGAUGUGGGCUGGAGCCUGCCACUUCUGGGACUGUGUGCCAGCUGAGCUGUCCCCAAGGAUUCAUCUUGUCUGGAGCCAGAGAAGAACUAAGGUGCAUUUCAUUUGGGAGAUGGAGUGCAAACAUCCAGGAGGCUCUGUGUAAAGAUAUUGAAGCUCCUCGGAUCCACUGUCCAGACAAUAUUGAGACUGAGACUCUGGAACAUCAUAACUCUGCUAAUAUCAGCUGGCAGGUACCAACAGCUGAGGAUAACUCUGGAGAUGAGGUCUCAGUUCACGUUACCCCAGCUUUCAUACCACCGUUUCUUCUCCCAAUUGGUGAAAUUGCCAUUACUUAUACAGCGGCUGAUAAGUCGGGCAAUGAGGCAAGCUGUACAUUCAGCGUGAAGGUUAUUGAUGCAGAACCUCCUGUAAUUGACAGAUGCAGAUCUCCGCCACCCAUGCAAGCACUGGAGAAUGAGCACCCAGCAACAUGGGAAGAGCCACAAUUUUCAGACAACUCAGGUGCUCCACUGACUGUCAUGAGGAGUCACGUACCUGGAGAUCUCUUUCCCAAAGGAGAGACAACAGUUCAAUACACAGCCGUGGAUCCCUCUGGCAAUAACAGGACAUGUGAGAUCCACAUUGUCGUCAAAGGUUCUCCUUGUGAAAUCUCCUUUGAGCCUGUGAAUGGUGAUUUUACAUGCACAUCAGAUGAAGCAGGAGUUAAUUGCACAUUGCACUGUGCAGAGGGUUAUAGCUUUUCAGAAGGAUCAAGUGAAAACUAUUAUUGUGCAUAUGAGGAUGGUGUCUGGAAGCCGCCUUAUUCUCCAGAGUGGCCUGGCUGCUCUUUAAAUCGUUUUGCAAACCAUGGGUUCAAAUCCUUUGAGAUGCUCUACAAAGCAACACGAUGUGAUGACAACAAUCUUCUAAAUAGCUUUACUGAUGCAUUCCAGAGUGCGCUUGGUAAAAUGGUCCCAUCAUUCUGUAAUGAUGUUGAUGACAUUGACUGCAGAUUGGAAGAUCAGACACAGAAACAUUGUUUGGAAUAUAAUUACGAUUACGAAAAUGGAUUUGCCAUUGGACCUGCUGGCUGGGGGGCAGCAAACCAGCUGGAUUAUUCCUAUGAUGAUUUUGUUGAUGUAGCACAAGAAGACUUAUCCAAGCAUCUCUCUGCCUCUGUAAAGGCAGCACCUGCUCGAGUCAAAAGGCAUAAGUUGAAUGUUCCAAUGACCGACCACAAAAUCAAGUUAAUAUUUAACAUCACAGCUAGCGUGCCACUGCCUGAUGAAAGGAAUGAUACAUUGGAACUGGAAAACCAGCGACGGCUCCUUAAAACUCUGGAGACAAUCACGAACAGGCUGAAUAGGACUCUCAAUAAGGAACCCAUGUAUUCUUUUCAGUUUGCAUCCGAACUCAUUGUAGCUGACAGCAACUCACUGGAGACCGAGAAGGCCUUUCUUUUCUGCAGGCCUGGUUCUGUGCUGAGAGGGAGAAUGUGUGUCAACUGCCCUUUGGGUACCUAUUACUCCCUGGAGCAUCAUACCUGUGAAAGCUGCUGGACUGGAUCCUACCAAGAUGAGGAAGGGCAGCUGGAAUGCAAAAGUUGUCCAUCUGGUAGCUAUACUGAGUAUCUGCACUCCAGGAGCAUCUCUGAAUGCAAAGCUCAGUGCAAGCAGGGAACAUAUUCACCUAAUGGUCUUGAGACCUGUGAAACAUGUCCACUUGGCACAUAUCAGCCAGCAUUUGGAUCCAGGAAUUGCAUCUCUUGCCCGGAAAAUACAUCAACAGUAAAAAGAGGCGCAGUGGAUGUCUCAUCUUGUGGAGUACCAUGUCUUGCAGGCGAGUUCUCUCGUACAGGUUUAACGCCUUGCUACCCUUGUCCCAGAGACUACUAUCAACCAGACCCGGGAAAGUCCUACUGCUUGUCUUGUCCCUUUUAUGGAACAACAACUGUCAUUGGUGCCAGAUCCAUCACAGAUUGUUCAAGUUUUGGCUCUACUUUUUCAGCAGCUGAGGAAAGUGUUAUGAUGGUACCAGCCUCUCCAGAAAAUAUCAGCAAGCAGUACAAAGUCAGCAGUCAGGUCUUUCAUGAGUGUUUCCUGGAACCGUGCCACAACAAUGGGACAUGCAAACAGUUGGGAAGUGGAUAUAUUUGCAUAUGCCCACUUGGAUAUACAGGCUUGAAAUGUGAAACAGAAGUUGAUGAGUGUAAAUCAUCUCCUUGUCGCAACAAUGGAAUGUGCAAAGAUGGCAUUGGGACCUUUGUUUGCCAUUGUCAACCAGGCUAUUCAGGUCUUUUGUGUGAGGAAGACAUAAAUGAAUGUAGCUCCAGUCCGUGUUUGAAUGGAGCCCACUGUGUUGACGGCAAGAACAGUUACCGCUGCACUUGUGCAAAAGGAUUCACAGGUGCUCACUGUGAAACGGAGGUCAAUGAAUGCCUUUCAAACCCGUGUCUUAAUAGGGCUAUUUGUGAAGAUCGAGUUGGAAGUUUCUCCUGCAAGUGCCUCCCAGGUUUUAGUGGUGUCUUGUGUGAAAGAAACAUCGAUGAGUGUCUCAGCAGACCCUGUAGGAAUGGAGCUACGUGCAGAGAUGGUAUCAACAGCUUCAGGUGUCUGUGUGUGACAGGGUACACCGGACUAAACUGUGAAGUGAACAUCAAUGACUGUGACUCCAGUCCCUGCUUAAACCAAGCCACCUGUGUGGAUGCCUUGAACUCGUACGUUUGUAAAUGUCCUCCUGGCUUUACAGGCAGCAGGUGUGAAACAGAACAGUCCUCUGGUUUCAAUCUUGAUUUUGAAGUGUCUGGUAUCUAUGGAUACGUCAUGCUUGAUGGUGUUUUCCCAUCUCUUGGUGACAUCACCUGUACAUUCUGGAUGAAAUCCACUGACAGCACAAACUAUGGGACUCCCAUUUCUUAUGCAGUGGAGAAUGGAAGUGAUAAUGCAUUUCUUCUGACUGAUUACAACGGCUGGGUUCUUUAUGUAAAUGGGAAAGAGAGGAUCACAGACUGUCCUUCAGUGAACGAUGGUAACUGGCAUCACAUUGCGGUCACAUGGACAUGCACAGAUGGGGCAUGGAAAGUGUACAUCGAUGGAAAACUGUCUGAUGGGGGCAGUGGGCUGUCUGUUGGCUCAAAAAUCCCUGGUGGUGGUGCACUUGUACUGGGUCAAGAGCAAGAUCAGAAAGGAGAAGGAUUCAACCCAGCUGAAUCUUUUGUGGGCUCCAUCAGCCAGCUCAACAUUUGGGACCAUGUCUUGUCUCCACAGCAGGUAAAAUCUCUGGCUACAUCCUGUCCAGAAGAACUCCAAAAAGGAAAUGUACUAGCCUGGCCGGAUUUCCUGCCAGGAGUUGUUGGAAGAGUGAAGAUAGAUUACAAGAGUAUAUUUUGUGCUGACUGUCCGUCUUUGCAAGGAUCCAUACCACAUCUGCGGGCCUCUUCUGCUGAUUUAAAGCCGGGGUCAAAAGUGAGCCUUUCCUGUGACCCAGGCUUCCAGAUAGUGGGAAACUCUGUUCAACACUGCCUUAACCUGGGACAGUGGACACGGCCUUUUCCCCGCUGUGAAAGAAUCAGCUGUGGAGUGCCUCCACCUUUAGAAAAUGGAUUUUAUUCAGCUGAGGACUUUUUUGCUGGCAGUACUGUUACCUAUCACUGCAACAAUGGCUACUAUUUGUUGGGCGACUCCAGAAUGUUGUGCCUGGACAACGGGAACUGGAACAGCAUUUCACCAUCUUGCCUUGAUGUUGAUGAAUGUGCUGUUGGAUCAGACUGUGAUGAGCAUGCAUCUUGUCUUAACACAAAUGGAUCCUAUGUUUGCACUUGCAUCCCUCCUUACACAGGAGAUGGUAAAAAAUGUGCAGAACCAGUGAAGUGCCGUAAUCCAGGAAAUCCAGAGCAUGGCCAUUUAUAUGGGGACACUUACAGUGUUGGCAGUGAAGUAACAUUUUCCUGUGAAGAAGGGUUUCAGCUGACAGGAGUGGCUAAACUUACAUGCAUGGAGUCUGGAGAGUGGAACCACCCAAUACCAUAUUGUGAAGCUAUAUCCUGUGGUGGUCCAGUUAUUCCAGAGAACAGUGCCAUUUUGGGCUCAAAUUUUACAUACCACAAUAAGGUGGUGUACAGAUGCAAUGAUGGAUACAACUUAGUGGGUGAAAAGGAAAUUCUGUGCCUUGCUAGUGGCGAGUGGAAUCAUUCUCCCCCCUCCUGUGAAAUGGUGACUUGUCCUAUCCCACAGGAUAUCAGCAAUGGAAAAUACACACUCACUGGCACAACCUACCUUUCCUCUGUAUCAUACACCUGUGACAAUGGAUACAGCCUUCAGGGACCUUCUGUACUUGUCUGUGCAUCUUCAGGGAACUGGAACAGCACACCUCCAGCUUGCAACAUUGUCUCUUGUGGAUCCCCUCCUGCCAUCAAAGAUGCGGUCAUCGAUGGAAAUAACUUUACUUUUGGAAACACGGUCUCUUACACGUGUAAGGAAGGUUACACGUUAGUUGGCCCUGCAACCAUAGAGUGCUUAGCCAGCGGCGAGUGGAAUGUGAGCCACCAGCAGUGCCUGGCAGUAUCCUGUGAUGAACCACCCCAUGUGGAAAAUGCAUCACCAGAGAAUGGCCACCGCCUCUUUGGUGAUAUAGCUUAUUAUUUCUGCUCGGAUGGCUAUAGCCUGGCUGAUAACUCUCAGCUGCUUUGCAAUGCAGAAGGGAAGUGGGUGCCUCCAGAGGGCAGGGAAAUGCCCCACUGCAUAGCUGAUUUCUGUGAAAAGCCAUCCACCGUCUCAUACAGCAUCCUGGAGUCCAUUAGUAAAGCCAGGUUUGCAGCUGGCUCCAUCGUGAGCUUCAAGUGCAUGGAAGGCUUUGUUCUGAACACUUCGGCCAAGAUCGAGUGCCUUCGAGGGGGCCAGUGGAAUCCUUCUCCUUUGAGCAUCCAGUGCAUCCCUGUUCGCUGCGGAGAGCCUCCCCACAUUAGCAAUGGCUAUGCCAGUGGGGCCAACUACAGCUUCGGAGCAGUGGUGGCUUACAGCUGCAACAAGGGGUUCUACAUCAAGGGAGAGAAGAAGCGGACCUGUGAGGCUACUGGCAACUGGAGUGGCAGUUUGCCCACAUGCCACCCAGUGUCCUGUGGAGAACCACCACAGCUUGAGAAUGGCUUUAUUAAGGAAACAACUGGACGCUUCUUUGAGAAUCAGGCAAUUUAUCAGUGUGAGUCUGGCUACCAGCUGGUUGGUAGCUCAGUGUUUAUCUGCCAAGCCAAUCGGCAAUGGUACAGUGAAUCAACUCCUUACUGUGUUCCCCUCAGCUGUGGAAAACCACCACCCAUCCAGCAUGGCUACUCCAAGGGAGAAACUUUUGAUAUGGGCUCCAAAGUUGAGUUUUUCUGUGAUGAGGGGUAUGAGCUGAUUGGAGAUGUUUCUUGGACGUGUCAGAAGUCUGGGAAAUGGAGCAAAAAGCAAAGCCCGAAGUGUGUGCCAACAAAAUGUCCAGAACCACCCUUGGCAGAAAACCAGCUGGUCUUGAGGGAAGUGACUUACCAAGUCGGUGUUGUACAGUUCUCCUGCAAGGAGGGUUAUGUUUUGCAUGGCUCCUCUGUACUGAAAUGCUUGCCCUCCCAACAGUGGAAUGAUUCCUUUCCCUUCUGCAAGGUUGUACAGUGUCCUGCACCUCCAUACAUUCCCUUUGGUGACCCCUUGACUUCAUCCCUUCAUUUUGGUAGCACUGUGAAAUACAUCUGCGUGGAUGGGUUUUUACUGAAGGGUGAGUCUACCAUCAGAUGCCAGGCUGAUGGCUCAUGGAGCUUGCCUUUGCCAGAAUGUAUACCUGUGGAGUGCCCCCAACCAGAAGAAAUUCAGAAUGGCAUUGUUGAUGUGCAGGGCCUCACCUUCCUUAGCACAGCCCUCUAUACAUGUAAACCAGGCUUCGAACUGGUGGGAAACACAACUAUCCUCUGUGGAGAAGAUGGCCAAUGGCUUGGAGGAAGGCCAGCUUGCAAACCUAUUCAGUGCCCAAGGCCUAAGAAGAUCCUCAAUGGAAAAUACUCACUCACAAACUUCCAUUAUGGGCAGACUGUAAGGUAUUCCUGUGACAGAGGUUUCCAGCUCCAAGGGGAGGAAACACUGAGAUGCCUAGAGACAGGGGAGUGGAGUACCGAGGUUCCCUCCUGCAAAGCCAUAAAUUGCCAGCCCCCUCAGCCCAUCGAGAAUGGCUUUGUGGAGGGUGCAGAUUAUAGCUAUGGGGCCAUGGUCAUUUACAGCUGCGUGCCAGGCUUCCAGCUGUCUGGCCUUGCCAUGCAAACCUGUGAAGAAUCGGGCUGGUCUAGCUCCACGCCAGCCUGCCUCCCAACAGACUGUGGCCUGCCUCCUCACAUUGACUUUGGGGAGUACGCGCAGGUGAGACAUGGGGAGAGACGUUCUGACCAGGAGAGUGUUACAGAAGGUCCCUCCCUUUCGCAUAUGUUACUGGCUGACAAUUUGAAAGACUUCAAAAGUAAGGAGGACAGUGCAAUGCAGCUCACCACUUUCUUAUUUGGAACUAUAAUUUUAUACACAUGUUACUCUGGCUACGAGCUGCUGGGAAACCCUGUUCUAGCUUGCCAAGAAGAUGGGGCUUGGAACGGCACUGCCCCUGCCUGCGUUUCAAUAGAGUGCAGCUUGCUGUCACCCCCAGAGAAUGGUUUUUUACAUUUCACUGAGAACACACUCGGUAGCGCAGUGCAGUACACCUGUAAGCCAGGGUUCACACUUGUUGGCUCCGACACACGACUGUGUUUGCCAAGUCGGCAGUGGAGUAACGCCGCUCCAUACUGCAAAGCAAUAACGUGCAACUCACCUACGCAGCUUAUGAAUGGGAACAUAAGAGGGGAAAACUACACAUAUGGCAGUGUUGUCUACUAUGAGUGUGAUCCUGGAUACCAGUUAAAUGGCCCCACAGAGAGGAGAUGCCAAGAGAACCAGAAAUGGGAUGGCAGUGAACCAAUUUGCAUUCCUGUUUCCUGCAGCCCACCACCAGUUUUGGAGAAUGGUCAGGUGACUGGAGAGGAGUACACGUUCCAGAGACAUACAGAGUACAGCUGCAACGAAGGCUUCGUGUUAGAUGGGGACAGGAGUAGAGUCUGCCUUGCAAACGGAAGCUGGAGUGGAAUCGCUCCAGUCUGCAAAGCUGUGACCUGCCCUGUGCCGCUGCCUCUUCCCAAUGGGAGAACUAGUGGCUCAGAUUUUGGCUUUAAGAAAGAAGUGCACUAUCACUGCAAUGAAGGAUAUAGCCUGCAAGGAGUGUCUACGCUUACCUGUCAGAGUGAUGGUACCUGGGAUUCAGAAGCUCCACACUGUGAGCCAGUCAUUUGUGGACCUCCUGAAGACAUCUCCCAUGGCUUUUUGAAUGGCUCAGGCUUUACCUAUAGGGAAUUUGCCCAGUAUGUGUGCUUCCCUGGGUAUGAGCUACAUGGCAAUCCUUUACGGCAAUGUUUGUCCAAUGGCUCCUGGAGUGGAAGCCUCCCAUCUUGCCUACCCUGUCUGUGUCCUACACCACAGAUUCAGAAUGGAGUCGUUCUUGGUACAGAUUUCAGCUGUGGGAAGAGCGCCCAGUUUCAGUGCCUGGAGGGCUUCAAACUGCUAGGGCCUUCUGAAGUCACCUGUGAGGCAGCUGGCAAGUGGAGUUCUGGGUUUCCUCGCUGUGGGCAGAUUUCCUGUGGCUCUCCACCCAUCAUCCCCAACACAUUUAUCAAUGGGAGCAGCUCUGCAGAUGAGAACACCAUCAUCUAUACCUGCUUGACAGGUUUUGUCAUGCGGGGGAGUCCAGAACUGACUUGUGUGGAGACUGGUGUCUGGAAGAAGCCAUACCCAAGCUGUGAGCUGUUAAGCUGUGGCCCACCACCUUCUGUCCCAAAUGCAGAGGUUCUUGGGAACACUUACACCUAUGGGAGCAAGGUCCAGUACAGAUGCCUGGAAGGCUACACAAUGGUGACAGAGGUGGAUGUAUGCAUUUGCCAGGAAGAUGGACAGUGGUCUCCUCAAAGUAUUUCCUGUUGCCCCAGAAAGUGUCCCCUCCCAGGAAAUAUCACCCAUGUAAUCGUACUUGGGGACAACUUCACUGUGAACACAAACAUCACUUUGUCAUGUGUAGAAGGCUAUACUCUGGUGGGAGCAAGCACAUCUACAUGCAAGGAGAAUGGCAUUUGGGUACCACCAUUUUCUGAUAACAUCUGCAUUCCUGUGUCCUGUGGGACCCCAGAGUCUCCAGAGCAUGGAUUUGUGGUUGGCACUAAAUACAAUUACAGAGACGUGGUUCUUUAUAAAUGUGAUUCUGGCUAUGAAUUACAAGGUGAUGCAGAACGGACUUGCCAAGAAGACAAGCUUUGGAGUGGCACAGUGCCAAUGUGCAGAAAGACCAGAUGCAAAGUUCCAGUUUCCUUGCUGAAUGGGAAGGCAAUUUAUGAAAACAAUACAGUUGGCAGUACAAUAGCAUAUUUCUGCGAGAGGGGAUACAGCUUGGAAGGGGAACCUGCAGCAGAGUGCAGAAGAGAUGGAAGAUGGAGUAAUCCCUUGCCUCUCUGUAAACCAAACCCUUGUCCUGUGCCUUUCAUAAUCCCAGAGAAUGCCCUUCUCUCCGAGGUGGAUUUUUAUGUUGGUCAGAACGUAUCCAUCAGGUGCAGGGAAGGCUACCAGCUGAAAGGGCAGUCUGUGAUCACCUGUAAUGCUGAUGAGACCUGGACUCCAGCAACAGCUAAGUGUGAAAAGAUAUCUUGCGGCCCCCCAGCUCACAUGGAGAAUGCUCUGAUUCGUGGUAGCUUCUAUCAGUAUGGAGACAUGAUCACCUAUUCAUGCUACAGUGGGUACAUGCUGGAGGGGCCCCUGCGGAGCAUUUGCUUAGAAAAUGGAACAUGGACAACACCACCUACCUGCAAAGCUGUCUGUCGAUUCCCGUGUCAGAAUGGUGGCGUCUGUGAGCGACCAAAUGCCUGCUCAUGUCCAGAUGGCUGGAUGGGUCGUCUCUGUGAAGAGCCCAUAUGCAUUCUGCCGUGUCUCAAUGGAGGUCGCUGUGUGGCCCCUUACCACUGUGACUGCCCUCCUGGAUGGACUGGAUCACGCUGCCAUAUGGCUGUUUGCCAGUUGCCUUGCUUAAAUGGUGGGAAGUGCAUACGACCGAAUCGGUGCUAUUGUCCCUCAUCGUGGACUGGACAUGACUGCUCUAGGAAACGGAAGGCUGGAUUCUAUCCCUUUUAACAUCAAAGCAGCAGUUCUACAUUCAGACAUCUUUCUUCAGCCUAGGCACCAGGGCUUGGAAUCUAAUGCAUCGUAAAUCAAAUCCAUUGCUUCCCUUCCCCCCCAGCUCCCUUAUUUUGUGUUUUAUUUUGUGAUACAUUUUUACUAUACCUUUCAAUUUUUAAAGAAAUCCUCUGUAUUUUUCAU
This is a messenger RNA of Nipponia nippon (crested ibis), 10464 nucleotides long. The record is from RefSeq and is a predicted model, not a curated record. NCBI's taxonomy places the organism in Eukaryota, Metazoa, Chordata, Aves, Pelecaniformes, Threskiornithidae.